Hippocampus comes (tiger tail seahorse) is the source of this 7935-nucleotide messenger RNA. Its product is annotated as nucleoprotein TPR-like. The record is from RefSeq and is a predicted model, not a curated record. Lineage: Eukaryota; Metazoa; Chordata; Actinopteri; Syngnathiformes; Syngnathidae. The transcript has 55 exons. Gene Ontology annotation, molecular function: structural constituent of nuclear pore. Gene Ontology annotation, biological process: regulation of mitotic spindle assembly; protein import into nucleus; mRNA export from nucleus. Gene Ontology annotation, cellular component: nuclear pore. Bases 121 to 7653 code for a protein of 2510 amino acids.
UCCUGAUGUUGCGUGUGAGAAAAUUGAAAGCUUACCAGUACUUUUCUUGAGUAGCUACAGCAAGGUAUGCAUUCCGGGCAACUUUAAUGCAUUUUUAAACGUUUUGCCUGCUGGUCGGAGAUGGCGGCCGCCCUGUUGCAAGUUCUGGAGCGAGCGGAGUUGAAUAAGCUCACUAAAGGUGUCCAAAAUAAGCUGGAGAAGUUUGUAACGGAGCUUCAAAAUGCUAACGAGGCUCUCAGGACCCAACAGGAGAGAUUCAAAGCGGACAGUGAACAGCAGUACUUUGACAUCGAUAAGAAACUUGGGGAGAGUCAAGAACAGAUCUUGUCUGCCACGCGAGACCUGCAGACACUCAAGGAGGAAAAUAAAAAACUAAAUGAAGAGUUGAGUGCUCUGAAGGGAAUUGACGGAGACACUCCUGAGGAUGAAACUCAGCAGCAGCAGUACAAGUCAAAGUAUGAGAUUGAGGCGGAAAAAAAGGAACUGGCGCGGCUUCUGGAGAAGAGAACGCAAGAGGUGGAGAACCUGACUGAAGAUGUAAAGCGCCUGAAUGAGAAACUGAUGGAGACCAACAAAGUCAAGUUGGAGUUGCAGUUGAAACUGGAUGAGAUCCAAUCCUCUGAGGCCUCUGUGCAGCACCGGGAGAAGCGCAUGGAGCAGGAAAAAGAACUGCUGGAUCAGAAAAUUGAGUGGUUAUCUGCGGAACUGAAGACCAAAACUGAGGAACUGCUGAGCAGUAACAGAGAGACGGGCAAAGAGAUUCUAGAGCUGCGGGGUAGCCUGAAAAGCGAGACUGAGCAGGUGACCAGAUUGGAAAGUCAACUCGGUUCUCUGAAGCAGUCCAAUGAAAACCAGCAUGAACGAGCCGAAGACCUCAAUAACAAACUGAAACAGGCUAAGGACGAACUGAGUGCCAUGGAGGAGAAAUACCGGAAUGAGCUCAAUGCCCAUAUCAAGUUGUCUUCUCUCUACAAGGGUGUAGCAGCAGAGAUGGAAACUAAGAAUCAAGAACUGAACAGAGCAGUAGAAGAACUCGGCAAAUUGGUUAAAAACACUGCUGAAGCUAACAAAAUGCUGGAAAAGAAGGUGUCUGAUGCGGAUGAGCAAAAGGCCCAUUUGGAGGCGGAGCUUCAAGAGAAGAUCAAGAAAAUGGAGAAAGAGUUGGAAAAUUCUGUGACGAAGGCCUCCGGCAAAUACUGUUGUGCGCCCUCACUGACUGAGGAGCAGCUGGAGUCCAUGUGUCCAUCUGCAGCCGCCAUUGCUGCCAUCGUCAAGCCUGGAAUGAAGUUCUUUGACCUGUAUAAUGCAUAUUCCGAGUGUGAAAUUCGGCUGCAACUGGAGAAGCAGGAGACCAGAAGGGUGAACAAAGUGUUGGAUGAGGUCAUCCAGGAGGUGGAAUCCAAAGCGCCUGUCCUCAAACGUCAGCGGGAGGAGUACGAAACCAUGCAGAAUUCAAUGGCCUCCCUGUGGAAUAAACUGGAACAGGCUCGAACGGAGAUCUACCGUUUACAGAAAGAGAAGGACGAGGCCAAGCAACAGUGUGACAAUUUGGAGAAGGACAAGCUGAGGACAGAAAGACUGCUGGAUGAUACAUCCACCCAAGUAUGUGCACUGCUAGUUGAACUUGAAGAAGCCCGAGGUCAUCAGGUGACCAAAGACGAUGGCACUUCCUCGAAUAUUUCCGGCCAGGUCACCAGGCAGCAACAGAUUUCCUUCCGCAGCGUGGAGGAGCUCCAGGCGCAAAACAGAAGCCUGCUGGAAAGGCUGAGGAAGCUCGAGGAAGAGAGCACAAGGCAGCAAGCCCAUGCAACAUCUACACGUAUCUCAGAGUUGGAGGCCGUUGUGGAUAAACUUCAGAAGGAGGCAGAGCAGCUGAGAGACCAGCGGAACCAACAGAAGCAACUUGCAGACUCCAAUGCUAGGCAGAGAGACAUGUACAAAGCCCUGCUAACGCAGAGCACCGGCGGCUUGAACCUGCCCUCUCAAGAUUUUUCGCCCCCUGCACCCACUCGGCCGUCAGCCCCAGUAACUCGGUCAACGCCUCAGAGAGCCGCCGCCGGUGCUGACUCUGUACAAACCGCCCAGGCUAAAGCUGCAUUAAAGCAGCUACAUGACGCCUUCACCUUGUAUAAGAAAGAGAAGGCAGAGAACGACAGAAUGUUGAAUGACUCUCAUGACAGACUGGAGCGUCAACUGACAGAGGUUCGCUCCAGUAAUGCCAGAUUGACUUCUCAAGUGGAGUUCAGCAACAAGAGGUAUGAGAUGCUCCAAGAGACCGUCACAGCGUUUCGUAGAGAGACCUCAGCUCUCCAGGACAGGAACCAAAAAAUGUCAGAGACAGUCCUACGAUAUGAGCACAUUAUUCACACUAUGACCCAGGACCUGCGGCAAGUUAAUGAAAAACUGGCUCUUGAGGAGGUGCGUGUAGAGAACUUGACUAAAGAGAGAGACAUCUUAAAACAAGCAGAGAGUCGACUCAAUCGAGAGAAAGAGGUCAUGCUGGCAGAGCAACGUAACCAAAACCUACUACUCACCAACCUCAAGACCAUACAGUUAACAAUGGAACACACAGACACAGAUAUCCGUCACCGACUGAACAGUAAGAUUGAGAAUCUGGAAACAGAACUGGCCUCGAUGAAGACUCGGCUGGAGCAGGAAGUAGCUCAGAGACAUACCCUUGGACGCAAUAUGGAUGCUCAGUUGGUAGAAGCUAAAAAACAACUUCAGACUCAAAACACCCUGCAGCAGAAGACAAGAGAGUUGUUGAAGAAUUCUGAGCAGCAGGUGGCGGCGCUGAAAGCUCAACUGGCUUCUGUCUCAUCUGAGGGUACGAGCACUCCAGUAACCAGAGCGGCAACUCUUCGAACACCCGUCAGAGUGCGCUCUCCGGUUCAAACCACUCAGCAGCCCGGCCCGUCCGAGCUGGCGGAAGUCAAAAGUAAUCUAAAUGCUGCAGAGGAACAGAACAGCAAACUGACCGAGCAGCUAACAAAUGCUAAUGCCACUGUUGAGCAGUACAGGGCUGUGGUCCUGACUUUGGAAGACAGUCUGAAGAAUGAGAAAGAGCUACGUUUUCCUGUUGAGACGAGACUCAAGGAAUCAGAAGACAUCCAGAAGCAGCUGGAAAACAGAAUUUUAGAGGUGGAGAAGAAAAAUCAGCAAGCGCAAGAAGAGAGGAGGAAGUCUUUGGACACACUUGAGAAACAGGUGAGUGACCUGCAGCGCAGUUUAAAGGCCAGCCAAGCAGAGCAGCAGGAUGCCCUGGAGAGAGCCGCUCGAGCUGUCGCUCUGGAGCAGAAUGCCAUACAGGAGAGCCUGCUUCAGACCAAGCAAGCUGGUGAGGCUCAGGCUAAAUACGAGCGAGAGCUGAUGCUUCAUGCCGCAGACGUGGAAGUCCUCAAGGAGUUAAAGAAAGCAUUGCAACAAGAGGCGGAACGGAAGAGAGAGAUUGAAGAGCAACUGAACAAGUCCAACACACUCUUAGAGGAAAAAACGACAGGCUGGACAACUUUGGAGAAGCAGCUGAAGGAUGAAUUGGUUCGUCAGAGUUUGCGCGGUGAAGAGCUGGGAAGGCAGAACGCUCUCCUGCACCAACAAAUGGAUGAAAUGGCCGCAAGGAGUCAUCGACAGCAACCGCAGCAGCAGCAGCUUGACUUAUCAUUCAAUGAGGAAGGGAAGACACUUGAACAGAUCCAAGAAAUACUCAGGUUUGUACGAAAAGAGAAGGAGAUUGCCGUGGCCCAAGGUGAGGCCUCUGAAGGCGAAGCUCUGCGCUACAAACAGCGAAUGGAACACCAAAACCGGGAACUUAAGGAGCUUCAGGAAGCUCUGAACACUGAGAGAGAGAAGCUGCAGGCCACGACAAAGACCUUGGCUCAGAAAGAGGCUCAGCUGAACAACAUGGGCGAUGUCGGCACUCUCCAAGAGACCAACAAGUUGCUGAAAAUGGACCGAGAGCAAUUGGAACAGGAGCUACAGCAAGCACAGGCAAAAGUGAAGAAGCUGGAGUCCAACAUUAGCCCCCUCAAUGAGUCAUUGUAUCAUCUCUCUGACAGAAACGGUUCCCUGCAGGCUGACAAAAGGUUGUUAGAGGAAGACAUAAAACACUUGAAAGCCAAAGUACAGCAACUUGUUAGCCAGCAGAAAGAUGGCGACGUUCAGGAAAAACAAAAAGUCACCGCUGAGAGAGAAGCACAGCAGAGGCGUAUCUCCCAGCUGGUAGAGGAGACAGCCAAGCUGAAGACUGAGCUGGCCAGAUCCAGCACCAGCACGAACUCGGCGCAGUCUCAAGCGAAAAGCCUGAGAGAGUCUGUGACCCGCCUAACAGCAGAGAGGGACGCACUGAAGAAAGAAGUGGGAACAAAAAACAAUGACAUUCUUGAGAAAAACAAGACCAUCACGCAGGUGAAAAAGAUCGGGCGCCGCUACAAGACCCAGUAUGAAGAGCUCAAAGCCCAGCACGAUAAGCUGGUCGAGGAGACUUCGGCUAAAACGCAAGGCGAAACAAGUCCGGUGCAGCAGCAGGAGCUCACGAAAAGUCAAGAGGAACUCAACAAGGUCAAAGAGGAGCUGGCCGCAUUGAAAGAGUCCAUGCAGGAAGCCAAAAACUCCGAGCAGGAGCUUCAGAAUACCCAAAAGGAAAACCAACAGACCAAGGAAAAGUUACAGGAGAUCCAAAACCAGUUGACGCUGAACCAGAAUCAGCUAACACAGACUCAAGCCCAGUUGUCUCAAACCCAGACACAGUUGCAGCAGAGUCAGAAAGAGCUUCAACAAGCAAAGACCCUCACGCAGCAGACACAGAACCAACUGAAAUCGGCUCAAUGUCAGGCUCAGGCCCGUCAAAGCCAGAUUCAGCGGAUCCAGAAGGAGCUCCUUCAGACUAAAGACUCUCUGCAGCAAAACCUUACCAGUCAUAAAAAACUCCAGGAGACCCACCAGCAGGAGAUAAACAAUCUUAAAAGCUCUUUGAACCAAGCAGAGAGUCAGGUGUCUCAGCUGCAAGGCCAGGUGGACACUCUGCAUAAGAUGCUGUCUGCUGAACAAGCAGAAACCAAGCGCCUUCAAGAACAGCUACAGGAAGUCAAGCAAGCCAAUGAAGCUCUCAAAGCGGCGCAGACGAUUCCGGACCAGAACCUGUCGAUCCACGCCAGUGAUGAUCAUCCCGCAACGGACGCAAAUCAGCCAUUCCAAGUGGAGCUUGAACGACUCCGACAGGAGCUGUCUGUAAGCAAGAACAAGGAAGAGAAGCUCAGACAGCAGAUGGCUGACAAAGAGGAGAAGACUAAGAAGGCCUUUGUCGGAGCCAAGACGAAAAUCAACCAGCUGAAUUCUGCAAAAGAGAAUCUGAGCAAAGAGGUUGAAGACCUCAAGCAGUGUAAGGAGGAACUGGAGGUGAGGAUGAACGCCAUGAAGUCACAGUAUGAAGGAAGACUUCUGCGGCUUGACCGAGAACUGCGGGAGACUCAAACUCACUCCGAGCCCAGAGAGGAAUCUCAGGACCAGACUGGGUCGAAGGUGGGUGAUCAGAACAGAUCUGGAGACCAGAGACAGCUCUCUUUGAAGAGUCCAGCCCAGGACCGGAGCAGCUCGAGCCUGUCCGAACCGCCGACUGCCAAUAUCCGCCCCACCCCAAGUGCUCCAUCUCCGAGCAACAAACCGAGCCCUUCACCUGGCAGCAAGUCAACGCCCCGUGCCAGUAUCAGACCUAUGGUUACCCCAGCAACCGUCCCCAUGCCAACGCCCACCGCCACUGUUAUGCCAACCACACAGACCGAGAGCCAAGAGGUGUUGAUGACUACGGGAGCCGCUGCCCACACGGUCAUCUCCAGUCUUAGCGCACCCGCAUCCAUAACGCAACCGAGCGGCGCGCAGGCCACGGCAUUUGUCCAGCCCACUCAGCAGCAGCAGCAGCAGCAGCAAGCGGCGUCUCAGGAUGUAGGCAGCAGCGUAGAUACAGAACGGCCGUCGACAUCCUCUGCCGUCGUCGGAGCACCGAGUUCAAAGCGAAGUAGAGAGGACGAUCUCGAGGAAGACGACAUCAAACCAGAGAGUUCUCAGGCCCCUUCGACCGCCAAAAAGCUCCGACUGAGACAAACUCUUGGCCUGCAGAUGGAAGGUGAUGAGGAGAUCGAAGAUCUACGGGAUGAAGGUGAAAGACAAGAUUCACCCGACAACAGUCAGGAGCUUCCAGAAGAUUUUCCUGUCAUCCCCGAAGAUGACGACAUAGAGGCGGAAGGCAUGUCCCAGUCGGUCCCUUCAGAUCGGACGUCCCCUCAGGAGUCAGGUCUGACUCGUGAAGUGAUUGUUAUCGACACAGACAGCGAAAGCCGUGAGAGCAGAGGAGAGAAACCGGAGACCACGGGUGCGUGUGAGGAAGAGGAGGAGGAGGAGGAGGAGGGUGAAGAAGAAGAAGGGGAGGAGGAAGAGGAGGAGGAGGAAGAGGAGUAUAAGGCGGAGGGGGCAGAGGAGGAAGAAGAUGAUGAUGACGAGGAGGAUGGCGAUGAUGCAAGUAGCGCUGCUAUGAAGAGAGAAGAGGAAAGCAGCGAGGAAGAUGGGAAUGCCGAAGAAGACGGACAGCAGCCCUCCGUUCCCACCGGCGCUGAGGAGGAUCAUUCCCAGGGUGCCCCUGAGCCGUCCCGCGGCAGUGACGCCGGCAGCACCGGCGAGUCGGAAGCCCAGAAGGAGGCCGUGCACGUCCCCCCGACGUCCUCCCCGUCCACGCCCUCACCUUCCACUUCUUCCCUUACGCUCCGCCUACCCCAACCCCGAAGGCCCCCGCACUCCCUCCCCCCACGACUGUACAUCCAACCCCCAGCUUCAGAGCUCGGGCCCCCCCAUACGCAGAGACAGUCCUCCCAACUCCGACGACCAUCAGUAGGUCGAGGACCACAGCUGACGCCAGGGAUAGGCAGCAUGCAACAUUUCUUUGACGAUGAUGACAGGAUGGUUCCAAGUACUCCGACUCUGGUCGUGCCCCACCGUACUGACGGCUUUGCUGAAGCUAUCCAUUCUCCUCAGGUUGCAGGUCUGUCCACCAGGUUUAGAUUUGGACCUCCUGAAGACCUGCUCCCUCAGACUUCGGCAUCGCAUUCGGACCUGGGGCAGCUGGCCUCUCAAGGAGGUCUGGGCAUGUACGAGUCCCCGCUGUUCCUGGCUGCUCAUGAUGAGGACGGAGGAGGAAGAAGUGUCCCCACGACCCCUUUGCAGGUGGCUGCACCUGUGACGGUCUUUACGGAGUCUCUGCCCUCAGACAGUGGCGACAACAUGGCGUCCCAGUCUGUUCCCAUGGUAACUGCCUCGACUGGGAUGUCCACACCGGGCGACGAUGGAGACGAGGUGUUCAUGGAACAAGAAGAAGGUCCACCCGCCGAGGCUUCUUUGGACAGCCGCGCCGACAUGGAGACUGCGGGACAGCAAAGUGAAGAUGCGUCACUUCCAUCCACCAGUCAAGACGCCGAUUCCUCCACAAUUUUCAACACGUUGUGCAACAGCAGCGGCGUCACUCAGAGGCGCGUGGUGACCACUCAACCUGUGAUGAGCACCCCGCUGAGCAGAGGAAGCAGAGGAAGGGGCGAAGGACGCGUGCUGAUCAGCCGCCGAGGCACGCUUGGUCGAUCAAGAGGAGGAGUGGGCAGAGGGAGCUCCAUCUAAAUAUCAGUUCGCCUUUACCUGGACCACGCAAAUACAAAUCCAUCAUGCUGAGCAACGUAUGCGUUUUUUAAAACGCUAUUCACAAAUACGUCAGAUCACAUUUGGGUUUUGUUGUUGUACAGUUUGUGGUCAUGGGAUGCCGGUCUCUGAGCCAGUUUUUUUUUUUUUCCCAUGUGUGCGUGUGCAAAUUGUUCAAUGCUUUUCCAGUCAUGGUGUUGUCAUUUUCAUCAGUCUUUUUUUCUCACUAAUACCACGUUCUUAUAAUAAAGUGAAUAAGAAGAA